CUUGGUAGCCAUGCGCACAUGGAAGAGAUCUGCCGCGCUUUGAGGCCAGCCUCCCGAGUCCUGGACUGCUUGCCUAUUGUUUCUACCCCACCUUGGCCUUGACUGAACCUGAAACUGUCAAACCACAUCGCUACAUGCCACGCAUCUGUAAAUCAAGGAGAAAUCUCAAUUCUGUCAUGAGUGUGGGUAAUGCACGAAACUCUGUGCCUUGAUGGCAUUCUAGAUUCCAAAUAAAAGUCGCUAGAAACGCAGCUGCCGUUCGUGAACUAGGAGAAAUCAGGGACAGCGCGCACACGGUGUAUAGGAGGAGAACGGCAUUGGAUCGGCGCGUAAGGGUGGGUGCAGCACCAUGGUGAGUCUCUCCAAUGGCGUCCUGGCCGCCCUGAACUCGGUCACCCUCGUCGUCUCCGUGGUGCUCAUCGGCGCGGGCGCGUACGUCCUGGCGCAGCCGGCCACCGAGUGCCAGCGCCUGGUGCGGGUGCCCGCCAUGGCGCUGGGCGCGGCGCUCCUCCUGCUCUCGCUCAUGGCGCUCGCCGGCGCGUGCUGCCGCGCCACGCCGCUCCUCUGGGCCUACGUGGCCUGCAUGUUCCUGAUCCUCACCGGCAUGUUCGUGGCCACCGCGUUCGCCUUCGCCGUCACCAACAGGGGCGCCGCCGCUGCCGUGUCCGCGGCCGGUUACGGGGACUACCGGGUCGGGGACUACUCCGACUGGCUGCGGGACAGGGUCUGGGACUACGAGACGUGGAGCCGGAUCCAGAGCUGCCUCGCCGACGCGGGCGUGUGCGCCGGCGGCGGCUGGCUCGGCGGCGUCCAGGGCGGGAUCAACGCCGGCGAGUUCUACCACCAGUACCUGCCGCUCGUUCAGUCCGGGUGCUGCAAGCCGCCGGCGUACUGCGGGUUCGAGCGCGUGAACGCGACGUUCUGGGCGGCGCCCGGCGGGACCACGGCGGCGGACGCCAUGGACUGCCGGGCGUGGAGCAACGACGCGCGGGUGCUGUGCCUGCAGUGCAACGCGUGCAAGGCCGCCGUGGUGGACUCCGCCAUCCACCACUGGAAGGCCGUGGCCGCGCUCAACGUCGCCGCCCUGCUGCUCCUCAUGAUCUCCUACUCGCUCGGCUGCUGCGCCAUCCGCAGCAACCACAGGCGCCGGUACUACUACUGACCGUCCACCGUCGCCUUCGUUCACGGGGAAUGGUGGUGCGCCGGGACCGGGCGAGGCGGCUGUUGCUUUUGAGCUGGUUUGGGUUCAGGGUUGUUUCAAGCUUCGGAGUUCAGACAGAGAUUCAGAGUGGUACAUGUUUGUGGCGAUCUGUUCUUAUUUUCCCCCUCUGUUUAGUACACAGUGUAGAUGUAGAGGGUGUGUCAUAUUUGUUUGACAUUGUGUGAAAGAAACCAACGGAUG
Molecule: messenger RNA, 1402 nt
Organism: Panicum virgatum (switchgrass)
Lineage: Eukaryota; Viridiplantae; Streptophyta; Magnoliopsida; Poales; Poaceae
Product: tetraspanin-7-like
Exons: 2
Coding region: 350-1162 (270 amino acids)
Biological process (GO): auxin-activated signaling pathway
Cellular component (GO): plasma membrane; plasmodesma
Source: RefSeq, a predicted model, not a curated record